AUAGGAAUCGGUGUUGUUUUUUAUGUAGAUGGCGCAAAGUGCUUGUAGCGAAAGAGUUUUCAGCAAAGCAAAAAGAUUUCUUUUGUCAGAAAAAUAAUUCACAAGUAAAAUUCAAUUCCAACAAGUUGAGAAUAGUUUUGGUGAGCAAAUAUUUAUCCAUUUAGCAUUUUGAAUUAAUAAAAUUUUAAAAUAUAUCGUUUGUGUGCGUUGAAUUUGUUAAAAAAUUGGUUUGUUGUGAAUGUGUGACUAUGAGUGUAUGCCUUGCAGGCCAGCAAAAGAAAACCAAUUAAACGGGGAAACUAAUAGCUUAUUUUCAUCUAUAUUAUUGUCAUUCUGGCUCAAUUCCCAAUAUUUUUAAUUGGAAUAAGGUUUAUGAAUAGUUUGCUAUUCUAAGUGAUUUUCUAUUGUCAUCGUGCUAUUGUGCAUCAUAAGAAAAUGUUUAGGUCCGUGUGGUUCCGAGACAGAAUUGCGUUGUUUCACCUGAAAUUUGGUUUUGCCAAAGAAAAAAACAAAUGGCAAAUUUUUGGGUGCAAACAAUAAUACAUAUACGAAUUUAGCACCUAACAUUCAGUAAUAUGUUUGAAGUAUUUGAAAAACGAAAACAGACACAUGAAAAGUGAAUCGCGGAUAAACAAUGAGUCCUACAAUUGUCAGGCUGUAGACAUUGGCUUAAGAAGGAAAGAGACGCAUCCAAAAAAUACGAAAAAAAAAAUUAUACGCACUUUUCAAAAAAUAGUAUCCGAGUGUAAUCGCGGGUGAUUUCAUUGCACAAACUGCCAAAAUUUGCGAUUUUUCUGGAAAUUUUAAUGAAAAUAGUUCGUCUAUUCCAGAAGAUUACUGUUUCAAUAGCGUGGAUCGACUUAACUUCCAUCGAUCCGUUUGAAAACCGCUACAAUAAGCCCAGAUAAAUUACAUAUUAAAUUCGUCGCUCAUUAAAGAAAUUUUAAGGGAAGUUGCACAUAAUUGAUAGUUCGAAAAGUUGAUUUUAGUGGCAACGCAACGAAAACCAAAAGUCUUUGCAAAGUUUGUGUGUGUAUAAAUUUAAUCAAUCGCGUUCGAUUGAUGUACGUGUUUUGUAUCAAUGGCAAACCUGAACUUUCAACAACCGCCUCGAAGUAUAGCAAAUUCGUCAUUAAGUAAUCGAGGAGGCAGCAUCGGUGCGGCUUUUGGUGGCGCAGUAAAUUCAGGGCAUGUAACUCCAACGUCCGGGAUGUUUCAACAGAAUAAUGCAGGUUUCGGACCACCUUCACAACUGUCGCCUAAUCGAGGUGGUGUACAGCUUGGUGGUGUGUUCAAUCAGACGCUCGGUAGCAACAGUGCCAGCAAUACAAAUCAACAAGCGCGUGCAAAUCUGUUUGGUCCUCGAACAAUGAAUGACCGAAGGCAAAUGCAAAACCUUGGACAAAUGACAUCAAUGGGAUCAUUUAUGCCGUCAAGAGGUUAUGUUGGCCAAAACAGCAACGCUGGACUGAGUUUUCACUCUGUGUUUGGUAAUAAUGAUACUGGAACACCACCGCUGUUAGAUCUCUCUGAAUUUCCGUCGCUGACAAAUGCCCGAGGGAACGAUUCAAUGCCGCAAUCGAACAUCAUUCAAACACCGGGAAGUAAGCCAUACGUGGGUAUGGUGAAGCAACCAACUGCCGAACAAACAGAAUUUCAAAUGUCCAAUGAAGACUUUCCAGCGCUGCCAGGAACACAGCUAAAUGAUUUAAUGUCGUCUUCUUCGUCACAACAACUAAAUUUGAACCAUAACAUUGGCGGUGGAUCGAAUGUUGGCAACAGUGGAGAUGGUCUUGAUUGUGCGAAUGGCUCAACACGAGAUAUGGAUAACAAAUCGCAUCAUCACUUGUCCAGUGAUCUGCAAGGAGAUUUGUCCUCAGCUCAAGACAAGGCAUUUAAACGUGGCAUUCAAACAUCACCUGACGGAAUGGUCACAAACAUCCCAGCAAGUAUGGUAAACAAUCAAUUUGGCAUGGUUGGUUUGCUAACAUUUAUCCGAGCGGCGGAAUCGAAUCCCAAUUUGGUGACAUUAGCUAUGGGACAGGAUCUGACUGGCUUGGGAUUGAACUUGAACUCUCAAGAAAAUCUCUACCCAAGUUUUGGUGGUCCAUUCUCAGAUCAACCCGGGCGACCACAAGAUAUAGACUUUCCCGUAAUACCGGAAUACUUGGUUAACACGUCGAUUAGAGAUAAACUAUCAACAUUGUCACUGAAGAAAUACAAAGACGAAUUACUCUUUUUCUUGUUCUAUACAAAUGUGGGCGAUUUUAUGCAAUUGGCUGCCGCAGCUGAACUGCACAGUCGAGAUUGGCGAUAUCAUACGGAAGAAAAGGUGUGGAUAACACGCGUACCAGGUCUCAUAUCGCAUUACGAGAAACACGGUCAAACGGAACGAGGUACAUUUUACUACUUCGAUACACAAAGCUGGCGAAGAGUACCGAAAGACUUUCAGAUCGAUUCAACCAAACUGGAAAAGUGUCCCAAUUUGAAUGCGUAUAUGAGUAUAAGUGGACAGUCCGUAUAACAUACCGCAGGCACCUUGUAUCCAUACUCAAACAUGCGUUGAAAAAUUACAAACAUGGAAUAUUGAUAAAAAACAGAAAAAAAGAAAAAUGAUACGAGCCAAUCACAACAAACCCCAAACACAAGGGACAUCAUUUUUAAAAUUUCAUAUGAUUGAAUAUCAAACAAAAAAUUGAAAAUCAAAUGAAAAGGAGAAAAAAAGUGGAAAAAAUAAAAUAAAUCAAGUGUAACAUUCAAAACAAA
Molecule: messenger RNA, 2766 nt
Organism: Sitodiplosis mosellana (orange wheat blossom midge)
Lineage: Eukaryota; Metazoa; Arthropoda; Insecta; Diptera; Cecidomyiidae
Gene: Rga
Product: regulator of gene activity
Exons: 7
Coding region: 1082-2524 (480 amino acids)
Biological process (GO): regulation of stem cell population maintenance; regulation of DNA-templated transcription; nuclear-transcribed mRNA poly(A) tail shortening
Cellular component (GO): CCR4-NOT core complex; P-body
Source: RefSeq, a predicted model, not a curated record